GGCAACACACGGAGCUGGGGAGCAGGGCAUGCUGGGACUGAUCAUCUCCAUGGCAACACUUGGAGCUGGGGGAGCAGGGCAUGCUGGGACUGAUCAUCUCCAUGGCAACGCUUGGAGCUGGGGGAGCAGGGCAUGCUGGGACUGAUCAUCUCCAUGGCAACGCUUGGAGCUGGGGGAGCAGGGCAUGCUGGGACUGAUCAUCUCCAUGGCAACGCUUGGAGCUGGGGGAGCAGGGCAUGCUGGGACUGAUCAUCUCCAUGGCAACGCUUGGAGCUGGGGGAGCAGGGCAUGCUGGGACUGAUCAUCUCCAUGGCAACACACGGAGCUGGGGGAGCAGGGCAUGCUGGACCAGAUCAUCGGAUUUAACCGCCCCUGCCUUCGCCCGUCAAUUCUGGAGAGGCCGCGUUCGAUUGGCUCCUGUCACGGGGGAGUCCCGCCCCCGCUUCCGGCCGGCCGGGCAGCAGAUGGUUUGGUGAAAGUUCAGGUGGCUUUGGGGAACAUUACAAGCAAAAGAGAGAGGAUUAAAAUUUUGUAUAAGAAAAUUGAAGAUUUAAUAAAAUACCUGGAUCCUCGGUACAUUGAUCGAAUGGCUGUUCCCGAUGCCAUGAAACUGCAGUUCAUCUUAGCAGCUGCUCCUGACCAUGCUGCCAAACUGCAGCGACUUGCUCAAAUCCACAUGCAGCAGCAGGCAGUCAGAGUUUAUUACAAGCAACGAGUCAAAGAUAAUGCAACAUCGGAUGUAUCAACAUCUACACGCAGACAUCAGGACCAUGUUUGAUGGCAUGCUCCACACAGCUAAAGAAAUCAUGGAGAAGAGCUACACCCCAGGAGAGAUGUGCCACCAGUGAUUCUGGCGAAAUGUGUCAGACAUAUGAACUUGGCAGAACAGAGGGGAGACCAUCGCUGGAGACCUUCGUUCUUUUCUUUUGCAAACCUUCCAGCUACUAUUUCACAGGUAGAGCGCAUCUGUCCACUCUGUGGAUUCUCUUGCACUGCUUUCAAAUGCCCUUAUUCAAAAACCUUCUCAAGAACCAGUUCUUCAGUGAUGAACCUACAGUGUUAGCCCACGAAUUAAGGGUGGGUCGAGGGGCAGCCAGGUGUGGAGAAUAUGCAUUUUGAUAAACUGCUCUGGCUAAAUGAGUCAUUGGAGUGGGGGACUGGACCCAGUGUCCCUGUGCCUCAGUGGGUCACAGCUGACAGUGCCAAAUUCCAGACAAACCCCUGUGAAAUAGGGCAGGCUCACCCCAAACUGGUGGUGGCUCUUAGUGGAGCAUACCAAACCAGCAACAAAAGUAAACUUCUUCUUCUGUCUCGCCACACUGGUCAACAAGAAGUCAAAAAUGCAGUGUCCUCAGACACUCCAGCCCUUGUCUCAUCACCCAGAUACUGGAUUCUAAGAUGAGUGGUUACUGAAAACCAAUUUAAUCAAACAUAGGGUCCUUCUAAUCUCAAUAGAUCAGCCACUUAGCCUGGUCAAUAUAUACCUCAGAUUUUACCCAAUAAUCACGCUGAUUCCAGUUCUUGAGUAACUAAAAACUAAAGUUUAAUCAUAAAAGAAGAAAGUUGGCAAUUAUUUGUAUGUAUAUGAUUUAUUAACCAUUAACAAGUCCUUAUAUCAGGUUUGCAGCAGUGAUGGAAUAGACUGCUGGUUUGGAAAGUCUCUCUCUGUGGUAACUUCCAAAAGAUUGGAAGCUCUUCAGUCCAUAGUUCAAAUUCUCCUUUUAGUUGUAAAUCCAGUCCAGAGAAUCAGGGCAGGAAAGAGGCAAAAUAGAGAUAGCUCCAGGGUCUUUUAUACCCUUUGCCACAUGCCUGGAAAUGUACUGUCUCUACUUGGGGAAAGGUACUGGCCUAAGAUGGAGUCCAGGGUUACAUGAGCAUAUCACAUGUCCUUACAUAGCUUGAUGACUCUCGGGGUAGCCAUUGCCCAUAUUCUUGCUGAGGUGUCCACAGGAAGAGCUAUCUGGGUGGAGUGAGUUUCUUCUAUGUCCCAUUGUGAGAACUAAGUGUCCUUGAUGUGCCAUCAAUAGAUAGCUGUCUGGCCUUAAUUUCUAUUUUACCUGGUGGGUGUUACCUAGGAAUACGAUGCAGCCAAUGAAAUGAGCUUUAGCUCACGAAAGCUUAUGCUCCAAAUAAAUUUGUUAGUCUCUAAGGUGCCCCAAGUCCUCCUUUUUUCUUUUUGCGAAUACAGACUAACAUGGCUGCUACUCUGAAAUAUGUAUGUAUGUUGCCAGUGCAUAGCCAAUAUUCAUAACUUCUGAUACAAAAAUGAUACAUGCGUAUAAACAGGAUCAUCAGACUUAGCAAAUCAGAAUUUUUCCACUGACACCUUACGUGCCCUACUUUGUAGAAGAUUUGAGGCAAAAUUGAGCAGGGGGUUGGACUAGAUGACCUCCUGAGGUCCUUUCCAACCCUGAUAUUCUAUGAAUGUCAAAGAUAUAAAUGGUCAUCUUAUUACACAGCGUCACACCCAGGUCUCUCGCCUCCCAGGUAGACUCCCUAACCACUAGACUACAGACUCAUUCUCACUCAGGCUUAGGUUACAGUUCAGCACAUCUCCAAGACAGUCUCUCCCUCUGGGCAAUGUAAUUAGUGCCCCGAAGGAUUUUGCUGUGGGCAUGGCUACGCUCCAAAGGUCAAAUCACUGCCCUGGGAGUGCUCCCCUGGCAGCGCGUUGGAGUGCGAGUGUGGUCAUGCACCAGUGCUGGGAGAGAGGGCUCCUGGUACUCCCCCUCCCUGGGGGACACUGUUUACACAGGUGUGUUACAGCACUGUAACUUGCUGCACUCAGGGGCCUGUUUUUUCACACCCCUGGGUGAGAAUGGCACUUUACAGCGCUGCAACAGUGUAGCCAGAGCCUGUAUCUAUGAGUAUCUGCCUUUAACUCUUUCAACUGGAAUUCUACAGUGGGAAAAGUCAAAAAGAGAGACUUGCUUUUUAUGUUCUGUUUACAAGCCAUCAGGCCUCUUCUCUUUACCACCGCAGCUGAAAAACUUCCUUAAGCGGGUGCAGGGUUGUUAUUUUAUCAUUUCUAUAGUACUUUGUGUCUGAGUACCUCAAAGUGCUUUACAAAUAACAGCUAAUUGGGGAGGUAACUCCCUUCUCUUCAUGUGUCAGUAUAAUAGUGCCUGCAUCUCUAAUUUUCACCCCAUGCAGCAGAAGAACUGCGUUUUUUACCCACGAAAGCUUAUGCCCCAAUAAAUCUGUUAGUCUUUAAGAUGC
Molecule: messenger RNA, 3219 nt
Organism: Caretta caretta (loggerhead turtle)
Lineage: Eukaryota; Metazoa; Chordata; Testudines; Cheloniidae
Product: dynactin subunit 3
Biological process (GO): cytoskeleton-dependent cytokinesis
Cellular component (GO): dynactin complex
Source: RefSeq, a predicted model, not a curated record